Messenger RNA from Sander lucioperca (pikeperch), 4357 nucleotides. It is a transcript of the gene lrrc75a, whose product is annotated as leucine rich repeat containing 75A. Lineage: Eukaryota; Metazoa; Chordata; Actinopteri; Perciformes; Percidae. The coding region runs from base 853 to 2223 and encodes 456 amino acids. The record is from RefSeq and is a predicted model, not a curated record. The transcript has 5 exons.
GCGCCCUCUUCAGUUGAACAGAGGGUGUAAUACAUAAUUCAGUCCCAGCCAGGGAACACCUCAGUCUCUCUUCUCCUGUCAAGCCCCGGAGCUGCAGCCUCUACACAGCCUGCGGACCGAGCCGCAAAUGCGGCUGCUUCCUGCUCUGGAGCGGAUAGAGAAUCAACCUUGGAGAAGGACGAAUGCGGGGUUAGUUUCAGCGUAUGCAUGACUUCCAGCGGCGGAGGAAGGACGGGGCAGACAGUCGGUGGUGACGAGACGUAAACAUUGCCAUGCCCUGCUUCAUGCACCACCUCCUCGGAUUCGUUUCCUCCUAUGGGCUCUGUUUUAGAGGAUAACUGCAGAGGAGAAUACGAAAAUUACGCCGUUGUCGAAGGUAAAUAUUUUGGAGCUGUGGUGAAGUUGUGUUUGGGAUAGGAGGCUGCUGCGGGCCACGAUCUGCACUGUAGGUAGCCUACACAGCAUCUUGACUUUGCUGUGUCCGUGUUUUCCGGCCAAAUGCCGCAGGCAGCAUCCUCCGAGCUGAGCUUCACUCUCUGGGAUUAACAAGUUCUCAGAAGCUACAACCUAGUGGUUCAACUUCUUAUUUUUUUGGAGUAUUAUUUUGUAGGCUAUUGGGCAAUUCCCUCCUCUGUGUAACUGGGUGAUGAUGAACAUUUUUUUUUACGAAUGGUUUGGAAUGGUAUUGGUCACAGUGCUUCCCAAACUGCAGGCUUUUAGAAAGAUGUGAUCAGCUGCAGCAAUUGUGAUUAGCAAAGAAUCUCAAACAUUAAUCAGACCGGCCUCUGCAUGACUGCUUGGUGGGACCAGUCUUGUAAUUAUCACAAUUCACAUUAACUCAGUCUCAGCACCAUGGGUGCCAAGCAGACCAAAGUCCAGGAGCCUGGAGGAGCCAGCCCUCAACACGGCUGGAAACGAACGCCCACCAAGGAGCGGGGCGACAUCUUGGCUUCCCUCAUGGUGAAGUCAGGGGACCGGCUGAGCCGUGGCGGGACACCGCCGCCCUACCAGCGCCGCAUCGGCAUGAUCCAGGAGAUGAUGCUGAUGGCCAAGCAGGGCAAGCAGGACGAGGCCACAGAGAUGCUCAAGACACUCCGACAGGACCUGGGCAUGGAGUCAACAUCUCUGGAUGACGUGUUGUACCGCUACGCCAGCUUCAGAAACCUGGUUGACCCCAUCACGCAUGACCUGAUUAUCAGCCUGGCAAGAUAUGUCCAUUGUCCCAAGACGGAGGGUGACUCUCUGGGGGCGAUGGAGAAGGUUUGUCGUCAGCUGACCUACCAUCUCAGUCCCCACUCACAGUGGAGGAGACAGGGCCUGCUGAAGAGGAAACCUCAGUCCUGUUUGAAGGCGGUGCUUUCGGCCCCUCUGUCCAGCGGGGCGUUGGAUCUGUCCGGUAUCCCUCUGGUGGCACGGGAUAUGGAGCGUCUGUGUGCAUACCUACAGCGCAAUGCGUCCAUCGUGGUCAGCCUGGAGAUGGGCUUCACCGACUUGACGGAUGAGGCGUUCCUCCUGCUCCUGCCCACGCUGGCCGUCCUGCCACACCUGGAGACCUUGGCACUGAACGGAAACAGGCUGACCAGAGCUGUUCUGAAGGAGCUGACUGACGCCCUAAAGGAUCCCGGCAGUUUCCCUAGCGUGACAUGGAUAGACCUGGGCAACAAUGUGGACAUCUUCUCCCUGCCGCAGCCCUUCCUGCUCAGCCUGAGGAAACGCUGUCCCAAGCAGGGAAACCUGCCCACCAUCCUGGAGUUCGGAGAGAGUCAGGCCAGCGACCCCCCCGAGAGGCUGAGGGGGCUCGGGGAAGAGGAGGAGACAGACGACAACCGAACUGAGAGCAUGGGUGAGCUCCGGUCGGAGGUGGAGGAGGAGCUGGAUGGAGAGAUGGAGAUAGAGGAGAUGAUGGAGGAGCUGCUGGACUUUGACAGGGAGGUGCAGGGGAAGGAGGACGAGGAUGAGAGCAUGUGGACAGUGGAGGAGCAGAGGAAAGGGGAGAGAAGGAGGGGGUGGAGAGGGGAGGAGGCAGAGAAGGAGUUGAAGAGGAAAGAGCAGCGGCCGGGGAGGAGAGCAGCGAUGGCAGACGAUGAUGACGACACACAGAGCCGCUCCUCCCACCGGUCCCGCUCCAGCCAGUCACAACACUCCUCUGCAGCAGUUGAGCCAAUGAGAAUGGAGGAAGUCGACUUAGAUGAUGUGACAGACCAAUCAGACCACUUGACUUGAUUGCUGCUCCCUGCUCUGCUCUGCUUAUGUUUCCCCUCCUGUGUCGAGUCCUGUGUGGAAGGAGGCAAGAGAAGACUUUGUCUCCUGCAGAGGAUAACCGAGUGUGCUCGAGGUCAGACAGGCUGCAGUGUGGGAAGGAUGUAAUCCAUAUGAACAUGCCACUGGAUACUCCAUCCACUGAUCUGAUUUGUGACCAGCCACCAGAGCGUUCAGAUACUGGCAGAGUGACAGCUGAACCCAGGUGACUCUCGGUGACUGUAACAUGAGAAGACAAUCCCCAACAGGACGUCCAUUUUAUCGUAACUUUCUGUUUUUAAAGUACGAAUAGAUUAGGGAUGCUAUUGCAUAGAAUAGACUGAAUAAUUAUAUCACAUGAGGCUUUUAUAUAUAGAAUGUUAUUUUAUUUUUAUUCGGGUCCUUUCCUCCUGGUAACCCUGGUGAUACCUACAUGUGCCUGUGACACGUCCCGGAACUGGUUAAGAGUGUUGUUGAAAGAUUAAAAAAAAAAAAGAGAGAAAAGAAAAUAUAAAAAUAGUCAGGGCCCUGUGUUUGCCAAAAACUAGACAUGGUAAUGUAUAAAAUGUUUCCCUCCCACAUACGUCCACGGCUAGCCAGAUGGAUCGGAAGACAGACGGAAAUCAAAAGUCAAGCCGACUGCUUUGUGGAAAUCAGUUGCUCCUUAAAACAUCAACAGAUGCACCGUGCGUUACUGGAAGAGAAGUGCUCUGAAGAUUAAAUUAGUCCGCUGAAACCAAAAGAAAAAAGCGACUGAAAAGGAGACAGUAAAGGCCUGAUGAUUGUAAGGAAAACAGUAAAAUAAAGUGUCCGGUUUUGGAAGGACAAGGACUUGCUUUACAGUGGCUAGAUGUGAUAAUUAUUGCCAUGUGUCCCAAAGCAAAGUGCUGGGGUAUCAAGUUGAAAUAUUUAGAAGCCUUGUUCUCAUAAUCCAGGUCAUGCUUCACGGUACUUUACACUAGUGUGCACCACAUGCUUACAGCGCUGUGUUUAUAUAUAGGCCGCAGCUGAUCACAUUCACGUGUCUGCUGGGUUACAACAAAUAUAUCUUUUUGAAGUAUGUAGCUCUCACCCGGCCUGUGCUUUUCAUUCAAUGUGUCACUUAUAGUCCAUGCAAAGCUUUAAGAAACAAACUUUAUUUUUGGAUGUAUAGUAUAUAUAGCAUAGUUUUUAUCUGUUUAUUUGUUUAAAUUGUAGAUUAGCUAUUUAAAGAGGAAUACCACUCAAUUCAAGGAUUUAUAUAUAUGUUACUUUUGUGGUCUGGGAUAGUUCAAGCUGUGUUUGUGUACAUGAAUAAUGUUGUGGGUAAAAGGUGAACCAGAUUUUUAAUUAGAAUAAAUAUAUAUAGAAUAAACCAUCAUAAAACAUUGAAAAAAACAAUGAAUAAAUGCAUUCAUACUUUUCCCCAGACAGGUGCCUCAGGCGCCAAUACAUUCACCUUUGGAGCUGUUAAUGUGUGUGGCAUAAAAAAUGAAGGCCUUUAAUGGCAUGCUGAUGCAUGCAGUUGCAACACAUCAUCAGGCAAAUUUCAUAUAGACCAGCAUGUUUGUCUACACAUCUGUCACAUAGACUUUUUGGUGUGCAAGAAGCCAGUAAAUUUCCGGGUCUUAGCCUGCUGCAAAUCCUCCAACUUUAUGGAUGUGCAAUACUAAAUUGUUGGAGUGCCUCUUUACAAUACGGUAUUUGUUGCUUAUUUAUGCAGAAUUCAACCAACAGACACUGUCUUUCUGCUAGCAGGAUAUAUUACCUCUGAAAGGAUUAGGACUUGGCAGAGAUAUGUACUCUACUGAAUAACAUGCAAAGCUGUUUUCUGUCUGAAAGAUUUUAUUGAAACCAUAUUCUGAUAAGCAAGAAACAAUCUCUAGAAACUCAAAUUAAAUGGAAGGAGAAUUCUAAAUAACUAGUAUAAAUAACCUUCUGUGGGUUGAUUUGAUUUUAUUUAAAAAGGUGACUUGCAAGUACGGCAUGGUGUCAUUAAAAUGAAUGGAUUUGUAUUCAGAUUUUCAUUUAGCAGAGCCACUAAAAGCAAGGCAAGUAAUCAUUUAAAGGUUAUCCAAUACAUUUCUAAUAGGAAUCCAGUGACUUCACAGCAAAAUCAACAAUUUAGCAUAUGCAAUUU